UUAACACCGCUAAAGGUACAUAGACUCGUCUAAGAUGGCUGACAACAUGUGGAGCUCCGAGGUGAAUAAUUUUGGUUCGGGCUGAGUUGAAAACAACCUACAAACUAUGAUGUUUACCGUUUACCAGUAUGAUGUCAUUUGAUACCAUAAGAGCAGGGCAUGCACACAAUUCUCUAGGGCGGACAGCAUGCAGUUUUGAACCUCUGACUCUGAAAGGAUGUAAAGAGUGAAGCGCUCCGAGAUGUCAAAGGCCCACAUGGUUCUGCGGACAGGCAUCCUUUACAAUGCCCCAUGGUGUGGGGGCGGGGCCCAGCGAUUAAGCUUCUGCAGAACUUUAAGACUUUGGGUUCAGAACAACCUGUGAGCUUUCACAGCUUCUUAAGAAUCCCUAAAGCCAAAGAGACGAGAUGUUUACAGUGCAGCUUCCCGGUAACUCUCACUUGUCCUAGGCCAUUCAAUUUUAACAGACUUUCCUUUUCAUCUACAAAUUUUACAAAUCAGCACUUCAGAUGUCUCAACAGGAGGCUCUCCCCAGGUGCCAGAUUAAAAGCUAUAUACGGUGCUUGUUGUUUUGUCCCUCGAUGUGAGUGGUACAGUUCUAAGGGACCACGAGCCAAGAUAAAAGAUGAUGAAGGAUUGGCGGAGGAAGGGCAAGAGGAGGUCACUGAGAGGUCACAAGGCCAAGAUCAUGAUGGUGCCAAGGGCGACAAGGCUGCUGGAGGCGUGGCAGAGUUGCAUGAGAACAUCUUCACAGUGCCAAACCUGUUAUGUGGGGUGCGCAUCGGUCUCACACCUGUCAUCAGUUACCUGGUCAUCAACAGUAACUUCACCUGGGCCAUGGCACUGUUCGGACUUGCAGGAAUCACAGACCUGUUUGAUGGGUACAUUGCCCGUAACUUCAAGAACCAGAGUUCAGCAUUUGGCAGUUACAUCGAUCCCCUUGCAGACAAGUUCCUGGUCAGUGUGGUGUUCCUGAGCCUGACAUAUGUGGGACUGAUACCUGUUCCACUGACGUUGCUGAUCAUCGCCCGUGACGUUCUCCUGAUACUGGCUGGGUUCUAUGUCAGAUACCAGACACUGCCACCUCCUGUAACUUUUUCCCGUUACUUUGACGCCACCCAUGCCACGGCCCAGCUGAAGCCAACCUUCAUCAGUAAAGUCAACACAGCAGUACAGCGCAUGGUGACUUUCUCCCUGGCUGCUCCAGUACUGGGAUACGUGGAACACCCCCUGCUGCAGGCUCUAUGGUACUUGACAGCAGGAACCACCAUCAUGUCAGGUCUGAGCUACUUAGUGUACAAGGACACAUUCAAGGUCAUCAGGAGGAUGCACAGGAAGUGAUUUUGGGACUGUUGAAAUUUUUGAGAUAUUUUGAGAUAUAUUCGGAAAAUUUGAGAUAUUUAAGAUUUUUACUUGUCCUAUCAAGGAGAUAUAAUGUCCUUGUCCUAAGAUAUGAGCUUAUUCUGGCUUCUGUGUUGUUAGAUUACAGGGCAUACUGUAGAUGCAGGUGUAGAUGGGAUACACAGUCUAUCACAGUAGUCUUACUGCAACUGCAAGUGCAAAGUACAUUUGGUUGAACUGGCAUAAAUGGAGAGUGUCUGUUUAAGUACAGAUGCCCUUAUAGUACAUUUAGUUAAUUACAGAUGUUUGUAUGAAGCAACCAUUUUCUCCAGAACACUGUGAAGUACUUUUACAUUAGAAUUGCAAAACAAGGAGUUUUGGAUACGGCAUCAUACAGGCAUGUAAUCAUAGUAGCUGACAAGCUUAAGGGCAAUUGUGGUGCCCCAUAGUUAUUAGUUGAUACAUGUAUUUCAAUUUUUAGAAUUGAAAAGUUGUUGUUGUUAGUUUACUAUUUCAACAAAGCAAGCUUUUGUUGACCUUAACCUUUAUAAAAGUGCAAAUCUACUUCACUGCUUUGUAGCAGGAUAGCAUUACUGCCUGGGAAACAUACAUAUUUACAAUUUAUUAUACCGGUAUUGUAAUUUAAGUCAACUGUCGAUGUCAUCAUGUAUGGCAAGGUAGCCAAAUAUGGAACUCAUGGCUGCCUGGCUCUGAAAUGUGUUAUUAUCAACAUUGAGACGUCAUUUGCUCACCUCAGUGCCAAGGUGAAUAAAGAUUGAAUCAUGAACAUGCAAGCUUUCCACAAGGGGCAAUAAACAGAUAACAUCAGUACAAAGCAUGGCCAACA
This is a messenger RNA of Branchiostoma belcheri (Belcher's lancelet), 2188 nucleotides long. Its product is annotated as cardiolipin synthase (CMP-forming)-like. Gene Ontology annotation, molecular function: cardiolipin synthase activity. The record is from RefSeq and is a predicted model, not a curated record. Gene Ontology annotation, cellular component: mitochondrion; membrane. Gene Ontology annotation, biological process: cardiolipin biosynthetic process. NCBI's taxonomy places the organism in Eukaryota, Metazoa, Chordata, Leptocardii, Amphioxiformes, Branchiostomatidae.